Molecule: messenger RNA, 1651 nt
Organism: Carassius carassius (crucian carp)
Lineage: Eukaryota; Metazoa; Chordata; Actinopteri; Cypriniformes; Cyprinidae
Product: tubulin polymerization-promoting protein family member 3-like
Exons: 4
Coding region: 100-645 (181 amino acids)
Biological process (GO): microtubule bundle formation; positive regulation of protein polymerization; microtubule polymerization
Cellular component (GO): microtubule
Molecular function (GO): tubulin binding
Source: RefSeq, a predicted model, not a curated record
ACACACACACCGGAGCAGAGAUGAACACACACCCACAUUCAGCAUCCUUUCAGUAGUAGCUCAGCAUCAGAAUCCAGGAUUGUCAAACUCACUGUCAGCAUGGCUGAAGGUUCGGGUGAAGUAUCACUGGCAGAUGUUGAGACAGCAUUUCGUAAAUUUGCAGUUCAUGGAGACAACAAAGCGUUGGGGAAGGAAAUGAAUGGAAAAAACUUUAUUAAACUGUGUAAGGAUUGCAAGGUCAUCGAUGGCAAAACUGUCACCAGCACAGAUGUGGACAUCAUCUUUAGCAAAGUCAAGGCUAAAUCAGCACGUGUCAUCACAUUUGAGCAGUUCACUCAAGCCAUGGCUGAGUUGGCCACAAAACGAUUUAAAGGGAAGAGCCAGGAAGAGGCAGUACAGCUUCUCUACGGUCUCAUUGCUGGCAAAGAACCCGCCAAUGUUGGUGUCACUAAAGUGGCAAAAGUCUCUGCUGUAGACAGAUUAACAGACACCAGCAAGUACACUGGUUCUCACAAGGAACGCUUUAAUGAGUCGGGAAAAGGAAAAGGCCGUUCAGGGAGGGAAGACAUCCCUGAUACCAGCGGAUAUGUUUCAGCAUACAAAGGCCAAGGCUCCUAUGAUAGCAAAGUAAAAGAGGAUGAAUGAAAGGAAAAGAUGAACGCUGAAGAAUGCUUUAUGCAUGACAUAUUGAGCGUAUGUCUGAAGUCUUCCUGGUUUUAUUUUCAGCAGCUGUGUCAUGGCUUGUUUGCAAAAACAAACCCCUGGCUAAAACCUUGCACGAAAACCAGUGACUUUAUUACAUGUACACUUGCAAGCACUUCACAGUUAAUGAUCUACUGCCAUUAGAAAUCAUAAACACUCUUUGGUGAUAAUUGUUUUUUUUUUACACUGGUUCUUAUCACCAUGUAACCUGCCUGUCAGUCCAUACCUGCUAGCUACCUGAAAAACAUCCAUUUGAAUCCCAGGGCACACACAUGCUGAUAAGAUGCAUAUCUUGAAUGCAAGCCAUUUCAGACCGAAGCAUCUGCCAAAUGUUUAAAUUAAUGAGAAUUUCAACAUACAAAACGAUACUCCUUUAAAAAUAUGUGACAGCUUAAAGUUGACAGAUGUGGGGUUAUACAGUCUGUCAUCAAGUUGGAUUUUUUAUGUUAUAACAAGCUAAUUUUUAUGUUUCAUAAAAUUAAAAUAUUAUUACUAUUUAAGACUAAAUAAAAACUUAUAACAACCCAAAAAUGAAAACUGUCAGUCUUUACUCAUGCCCAUGUCAUUCCAAACCAUUCCAAAAUGAUUUUCUUUGUGUGUGUGUGUGUGUGUGUAACAUAAAACAAGACUUUUGAGAAAAUGUCCUAGUUCCAAUGGUAACCAAACAUUUGAAUUACCAACAUUCUUCAAAAUAUCUUCUCGAAUCUGUAAUGUACAGAAGUAAUUUUUACUGAUCUGAAACAACAUGAAUGUGAGUAAACAACAGGAUUUUGCUUUUUGUGUGAACUAUCCCUUUUAAGUGCUUCCUACUCUCUGCUGGGGUUAAUAUUUUGCUGCCUAAAUGAGCUUUAUUGUAUGCUGUUUGAUCUUCUUGGCUUUGUUGCACUGAGCUUUCUAUCAGACUGUAAUCACUGAACUGACCUGACACAAAUAAAGUCGAAUAAAGAAA